AUGAAUGAUAAUGAUAGAAGUAGUAGUAAUAAUGUAUUAAAUGAAUUAGAUUAUAAAUUAAACAUCAAUAGUAAUAGUAAUAAUAAUGAUUUUGGUUUAGUUAGUAAUCAGAAUGAUGGUAGUGUUGAUGAAGAUGAUGAUUUAGUACCUGAUCAUACACUUGCAGGUGACUAUACAACUUAA
Heterostelium album PN500 is the source of this 183-nucleotide messenger RNA. RefSeq lists its product as uncharacterized. The transcript has a single exon. Lineage: Eukaryota; Evosea; Eumycetozoa; Acytosteliales; Acytosteliaceae. The record is from RefSeq and is a predicted model, not a curated record. The coding region runs from base 1 to 183 and encodes 60 amino acids.